AUGUUCGACAUUGAUGGAGUUUAUAACUCUCAAAAUGACCGAAUAUGGGCGGUUAAUCGUUCAGAAGCCGAUAUCAAAGGUGGUACCCGGCAAAAACGUAAAUUUCCGCAAAAAGUUAUGGUUUGGCUCGGAGUUUGUUCUAAAGGUGUGUCACCUCUAAUUUUUUUCGAGAAAGGGACAGUCGAUCAUGACCGAUACAUCAAGGAGGUGCUUCCAGUCGCUCUCAAGUUUGGCAAUGACAUGUUUGGAAACGACUGGAUCUUCCAGCAAGAUGGUGCAAAGCCUCACACUCAUGCAAAAUCUCAGGAAUGGUGCACCAAGAGCUUUCCAUCGUUCAUUGACAAGAGCCACUGGCCUCCAAACAGUCCUGAUUUAAACCCAUUGGACUACUGUAUUUGGAACGAAUUCGCUCAACUGAUCGAGUGGGACGCAGUGACAUCUAAAACAACAUUAAUCACUGCUCUGAAAUGUGCUGUUCGAAAAAUUUCCCAGGAUGUUGUCUUUGAAAGUUGUUCGUCUUGGACUAAUCGAUUGUAUCGAUUGUCUCAAGACAAGGGAAAUUAUUUAAGAUAA
Messenger RNA from Rotaria socialis, 573 nucleotides. Lineage: Eukaryota; Metazoa; Rotifera; Eurotatoria; Philodinida; Philodinidae. The record is from the annotation of a GenBank genome assembly.